AUGGUUGGCAACCUAGACUGUUGGCGUGUUUCUAUGUCGCCACCCUCCACAAUUAGACAGUUGGAGGGUGAACGAAUUUCUCCAUCAGUUCGAUUCUUGCAUAGAAGUUGUAAUCCAAAAACAAAAAGAACAGCUGUCUGUCAAGUAUUGGGAGUGACAUUUGACUGUUUACACCAAUCAUUGAAAUCAUCUGGUUCUGGUUGUGGUGUUAUUUUUGAUAUUAAAGAAAAGGAAAACAGUGGAAUGGGAAUGGGGGAAUGGGAGUGUGAAAACGGCCUGAUUCUGAAGGUCAUGGACAUUGAUGGAGAACUUGUCCCCCUCAUUGAAGAAAAGAUUUGGAAUCUUGGUUCACCUGAUCCUAACUUCACACUGGAUGCACAUCUCAAGGGAGUGAAUAGUGUGGAUUACUUUACUGGUGGUGAUAAACCUUAUCUUAUUACUGGAUCAGAUGAUCACACUGCUAAGGUAUGGGAUUAUCAAACUAAAACCUGUGUCCAAACUCUAGAAGGUCACACACACAAUGUUUCUACUGUAUGUUUCCAUCCUGAGCUUCCAAUAAUAAUGACAGGUUCAGAAGAUGCUACUGUUCGUAUAUGGCAUUCAACCACUUACAGACUUGAGAACACCUUGAACUAUGGACUUGAAAGGGUUUGGGCUAUUGGAUACAUGAAAGAUUCACGUCGAAUUGUUAUUGGAUAUGAUGAAGGAACCAUAAUGGUGAAAAUUGGACAUGAAGAGCCCGUAGCCAGCAUGGACAAUAGUGGAAAAAUUAUAUGGGCUAAACAUAAUGAAAUUCAAACUGUUAACAUCAAGAGUGUGGGAGCUGAUCAUGAGGUUUGGACUUUAAAAGAGAGGCUGCCUUUAGUAGUUAAAGAACUGGGAACAUGUGAUUUUUAUCCACAAAGCUUGAAGCACAACCCAAAUGGGAGGUUUGUUGUUGUCUGUGGUGAUGGUGAGUACAUCAUAUAUACAGCUUUGGCAUGGAGAAAUAGAUCAUUUGGGUCUGCAUUAGAGAUUGUUUGGUCAUCUGACGGUGAAUAUGUUGUUAGGGAAAGUACAUCUAAGAUCAAGAUCUUCAACAAAAGUUUUCAGGAAAAGAAAAGCAUCCGGCCAACUUUUUCAGCUGAGAAAAUAUUCGGAGGAUCUUUACUUGCAAUGUGUUCAAAUGAUUUUAUAUGUUUCUAUGAUUGGGCUGAGUGUAGAUUGAUUCAACGAAUUGAUGUCAAUGUCAAAGUAUCAUUUUUUUAUAAUUGUUUAUACAAUUAUUUCAUCAAAUGUUUGUUUAUUUGUUUCUUAUAA
Molecule: messenger RNA, 1299 nt
Organism: Lactuca sativa (garden lettuce)
Lineage: Eukaryota; Viridiplantae; Streptophyta; Magnoliopsida; Asterales; Asteraceae
Source: RefSeq, a predicted model, not a curated record